Molecule: messenger RNA, 636 nt
Organism: Wyeomyia smithii (pitcher-plant mosquito)
Lineage: Eukaryota; Metazoa; Arthropoda; Insecta; Diptera; Culicidae
Product: ADP-ribosylation factor-like protein 16
Exons: 2
Coding region: 4-552 (182 amino acids)
Molecular function (GO): GTP binding; GTPase activity
Source: RefSeq, a predicted model, not a curated record
AAAAUGUCUUACCUUUGUCUGGGUCCAAUUAGCGCAGGAAAAACACUUCUGCUUACCUGUCUACAAAAUCAGGACUCCGUCACAUUCACCUCCCACUCCGUCCCAAGUGUAGGAACAAAUUUGUUCACAAUCCGAAUCCCACCAACGGUGAUCGACGAGAAGGACAUAAAUGCGAAACCAUCGCCACGGAAGCAGGACGUUGUGCAGGUUCGUGAAGUUGGCGGCUGCCUAGCUCCCAUCUGGAGAGAUUAUUUGGACAAAACGGUCGAUCGGGUUAUUUACGUCGUAGACACUUCGAACCUUUGUCAAAUUUCGGCUGCAGGUGUGCUGCUCUACUCGAUGUUAGCUGAACCCAGACUGCAGAAAUCAAGGUUCUUACUGGUGCUCUCUAAAAUGGACCUGGCUUAUCGCCAAAUGCGUAAUGAGGCGCUGUUGAUGCUACAAAUGGAAAAAUUCAAAAAACAGAUUCCGCAACAAAUUACUAUCGUGGAAUUCAGUGCAAUCGAUAAGGAAGGUAUUGAUGCCAUCUAUGACUGGUUGGGGGCCCUGUAAGGGAGUUUUUAUUCUUGUGACUUUCGUACAAAAUGAUAUAUUGUAUUUCUAAUUGCGUUUUAGUUAAAUAAAUGAGCACUCGAA